Molecule: messenger RNA, 1842 nt
Organism: Ordospora pajunii
Lineage: Eukaryota; Fungi; Microsporidia; Ordosporidae
Product: EXS domain-containing protein
Exons: 1
Coding region: 1-1842 (613 amino acids)
Biological process (GO): cellular response to phosphate starvation; phosphate ion transport
Cellular component (GO): plasma membrane; cytoplasm; Golgi apparatus
Molecular function (GO): inositol hexakisphosphate binding
Source: RefSeq, a predicted model, not a curated record
AUGCGGUUUUCAAGCACUUUGAGGGCAAACCAAGUGGAUGAGUGGAAAGAAAGCUAUGUUUCAUACGACAUUCUAAAGCCUAUGAUAACCGGAAACAAGAACGGAUUCAAGGUGGGAAUAGAAAAGAACUUGGCAGCAAUAAACGACUUCUUUUUUAUGCUUGAAAAACAGGCUGUUGCCGAGAAGAACGAUAUAUUUGCUGACGUGAGCAUAAACCUCGCAGAGGGCAUCUCGCAGAACGGCGAUGCACACAUAGUAAGCAAGAAUGCAAAGCAUACGUUUCUAAGCGACACACAUAAGGCAAGAAAUGUUAAUUUGGGCGGCAAGCUGGCCAUAAGUCAAAGUACCGAUGAAAAUCCAAUGACGGACGAGGAUGAUUUGGAAUGCAAGUAUGCUCCACAGAAAGACACCGAGAAAAGAUUCGGAGGCAUAUUCAAAAUCCCAAAGCAGCUUGAAAGACGAAAGCGAGAAAAGAACAUACAGGAGUUUCUCCAUGCAGUCAUCGGCAUCAAGAGAUUCAGAGAGCUCAACUAUACAGGGCUAAUGAAGCUUUCCAAGAAGUAUGGCAAAACCUAUCCUUCCGAGGGAUUCCACAAAUCAUUUUCAAAAAAGAUCGACGGAUCAUACUUCAGCAAGUCGAAGCGCAUCGAUGAAGUUUAUUCGUCUAUAAAGGAACUGUACAAGACUGUGUUUGCAAGGAACGAUCCUGGAAAAGCACGGACUGUGUUCAGAAAGCUCAAGAGAAAAAACACAAGCAAUCCAAUUGCUUUGUAUGCAUCGGGAAUGCUUGGAGGAAUGUCGAUUGGACUUAUUCCGCUGCUUGACUUUGGAGAGAACAAAUCAAGUAGGGAAAUGUUUUUUGCAACAGUUCUUCUGCAGUAUGGAGCAUUUCUUUUUGGUUUGUGCCUUUCAAUAUUCAAAAGGUUUCACAUCAACUACAAAUUCAUCUUCAAUUUUGAUGUGUGCUCGUCCCUAACAUCUGAUAGAUAUCUACUAAUGGUAUCGGCUUUUAUAUUCAUUAACAUUGCUUGUACCUGGGCAAACAUUGUGUUUUUUCAUGUAAGCCCAUACUGGAUUCCAAUUGCCGGCUUUUUAGUGAUGCUUGUUCCAUUUCAGAUCCUCUAUCAUCAGUCGAGGUUUUACUUGGCAUCUGUAAUCUUCCGAAUACUGGUGCUGCCGAUGUCUCAUGUACGUUUCAGGCAUUUCUACUUUGCAGAUGUUGGACAGAGCUUCACAGUAUGCUUCAAGAAGAUAUUCUUGCAGGGAUAUGAUCUUGAUUGGAGGCUGGAUGGAGCAAUCAGCUCUUUCUUUGCAAUCGUAAGGCUUUCACAAUGCCUUAAGCGUUACAAGGACACAGGGUUGAAGUUUCCACACAUAGCAAAUGCGCUAAAAUACGCAUUGACCAUAGCCGUGGGAAUCACUGCUGCACUGUACGAAAAGAGCAAGACACAUGAUGCUCUUGUUCACAAAGCAAUGAGCAUGGCGAUUUCAUCCAUAUGCUCGAGCGCCUGGGAUAUCUUCAUGGACUGGGGCAUGAUCAGAGGCAAAAUGAUGUAUCCUAGGCAUGUAUAUGCUGCUGGUGUUGUUUUCAAUCUGGCAUGCCGGUUUUCGUGGCUUCUUUUGUACGCAUUCAGUAUUCCUGUGUUGUGGAUGCAGUUCCUUGAAAUAACCAGAAGAUUUGUGUGGACACUCUUCAGGGUUGAGUUUGAGCACCUGAACAAUUGCAGUGAGUUCAAAGCAAAGGGCUCAAUAUGGUUCACAUCAAAUGAGCUGUUCUACAGAAAGGACUACGAGGUUAACACAGAAAACACAGAAACUGAAAACGAAUCAAGCACAUACUAG